AAGCUGGAACCCACCCAAGCAAUGGCUUCAGAAAGAAAAUAGACAAGUAUGGGGACUGCCAGAAGAUCUUCACGUGCAGAAGCAGCCUGAUCUGUCACCAGCAGGUCCACCUGGGAGAGAAGCCCUUCAAGUACCCAGAAUGUGGGAAGAGCUUUGUCAACAGCACGAGCCUCCAGCAGCAAGAGAUGACACACACCAAGGAGACACCCUUUCUCUGCACCACGU
This is a messenger RNA of Apaloderma vittatum (bar-tailed trogon), 225 nucleotides long. Its product is annotated as zinc finger protein OZF-like. The record is from RefSeq and is a predicted model, not a curated record. Lineage: Eukaryota; Metazoa; Chordata; Aves; Trogoniformes; Trogonidae. The transcript has a single exon. Gene Ontology annotation, molecular function: DNA-binding transcription factor activity, RNA polymerase II-specific; RNA polymerase II cis-regulatory region sequence-specific DNA binding. Gene Ontology annotation, biological process: regulation of transcription by RNA polymerase II. The annotation marks the transcript as partial.